GCUAGAAAUCCCAGGACACCCUUUGCAAUCCCAGCCUGAUUUUUAAUAGCUGUCAGAGAAGACAUAUAGGAUGGAGAACUUUUUUAUUUUGAGAAUUUCCUCUUUUAUAUAGGAGUAUUUGCAGCUCAUCAUUUUUGUCAAAAAGGCUAUGCAAGCUUGGUUAUUUCAAUGGACUGGCAAUUGCUACAAUGGACGUCAAAUGAAGAUUCUCUGCCUACGCUGGAUAUUGUCAUUAUAUUGAGACUUUGUUUGGCCUUUUUUGUGACCCGUUACUCUCAGCCCUUAUUUACUGGCCCUUCAUCAAAUCAUUUUAAGUAGCAAACCAUAAACGAUACCCUGCUUGCACCUCCAGGUAAGGAACAGCAACCAAUCAGUUAUCCACAACAACAAGCAUCCCCAUCAUGUGUUGCUUUCUAGACACUUUUUCAUCCUUCUAAAAGUUUUUUUGUGAAUCUGAGACUCUGAAUUCCUGUGCGUCGGUUUAUUUGUGGAUUUUAAGCUCUCUUUGGGGCCCAGAGCAGGUGUGAGUACUACAGGAGCACAUUUGACCUCCAUUCAGCUUUUAGAGGCGGAAGCAUGAUAAAGAGCAAUAAGAAAAUAAAAUCCCAGGGUGGCUCAACAAACGCUAUCAUAAGUAACAAUGUCAACAAACAGACCAAUAACCUGGCUCUCGUCUCUCAACCGAAUACCCCAAAUAGCUUUUCAUUGUUCUUGGAAAGUUGUGUGCCCCCUGUUGCAUUGAGGCAUUUUGGGGGUCUGCCGCUUUUAGGCCCCGUUCCCCUCCAGUUGGCACAGAUAAAGACUCAGUUGGCACUGCACCAGCUGAAUGCAAUUUCUGGCACAAGCGUCACUCCGCCGGCAAUUGCGUCACCUGCUUUGACCUUGCUCAACUUGCUCAAGGUCACCAUGUCGCAUCCAUUGUAUAAUCCCCGUGGAGGGCAGUUCCCCAGUGGUCAGAGACCCAUCGUGCCUGGCCAGUAUGGUCUUGGAGCACAGCCUCGAAUGGAGCUGGGGGCAGCCCGUCUUGGCCCGGGUUCCAUAUCUGGUUCUCGUCGGGGAUUGUUGGGAAACCAGCCCUUCUCCUUGGGCCAACGCCAGUCAAAGAUUUCCACAGAUCUUGAAGCUGCCAUAGACCGGAAUCUUCGGGGGGCCCGCGAGGAAGUUCGCCUUCUCACUCAAAUGCUCCAGCAACCCAAAAAGCAGAUCCCAGAAUGAGAAGAUGCAAGGGAUGAAGUGCUUUCCUCCAGCAGCGGCUUUUCAGGGACUUCACGAUCUGAUGAGGUGGACUGGUCCAUAUACCAAGCUCCAGGCAAGCUCUUCUCAUCCGCAAGUUUGGACCGUCCUUCCAGUUCUUCGCAGCUGUCGUCUGCUAGUUUUGUUGGAGGGUCAAGUGGUUUGACAAGCCAGCCUCCUCCAGAACCUCGACCUUCACGCUACACCUCUGAAAGUGCCAGCAGCAUCCUAGCAAGUUUUGGACUCUCCAAUGAGGACCUAGAACUUCUAAGCCACUAUCCAGAUGAUCAGCUUACCCCCGACAACCUGCCGUUUAUUUUACGAGACAUCCGAAUGCGUAAAGCGAAGAGGGACGUUGAUGCGAGGUCUGAAUACAGCAAAGUUAUUGACUAUGGACAUUCUAGUAAAUUUGACUAUCCUGAGGAGAACCCGGAUGGCUAUGCAAGUGAACGCCUGCCUAAAGAGUCUCCAAAGUUUGUGAGGGAGGUCUCUGGACCACCCUUCACUGGCAUGGAAAUCACAAAGCAUCCUCAGUCGUGUCAGCCAGCACCAGGCCCUGUACAAGUUCCAAAGCUUCAGAAACCUCCAACAGUAGAUCCAAGACCUACUAAGACGAUUCCAGCAAGACCAUCUGCUUCCCAGACUAUUCUGCAGCCUCCCAGUCGGCCUCCUCUGCAGAUACCACCUCAACUUGGUGUUCUACCCAUGAUGACCAUUGACGAUAUUUCCCGAGGUCCGAAUGCCAACUGGAUCCCGUUCCUUUCGCCUCCAAUCAGUGUGUCUGCCCCGAAGAGGCUUCCAACUCCAACCAUGAUGAACGAUUAUUCAGCAGCUACACCAAGAAUCUUUCCUCAUACAUGCUCUCUAUGUAACAUUGAAUGUAUCCAGAUUAAGGACUGGCUUGAACAUCAGAAUACAAAUCUUCACAUUGAGAGCUGUAGACGCCUUAGAAAACAAUAUCCUGACUGGAAUGUUGAGGCUGUCUCUGUUUCAAGACCUGAGCCCAAAACAGAACACAGCAGCUCGCGACAUGCUCGAUCGCACUCGUACUCCAGAUCCCCGUCGAAGCGGCACCAUGACUCCUCAAGUCGUCGUGAGCGAUCCCGUUCACGCUCCCGGUCCCGUUCUCGCUCCCGAAGCCCUAGAAGGUACCGCCGUUCUAGAAGUCGCAGCCGGUCCCCCCAUAGGAAGUCUCGAGGCAGUCCUUACAGACGGAGGUCCCGUAGUCCACCAUCUCAACGGUCGAGAUCUCCAGUUUACGGCAGACGCUCUCCUGUACGCUUCGAGCCCCGCCGGAGCAGCCCCUCCUGGCAGCAGAGAUCUAGUAGUAGUGAACGGUUGGCUAUGAAGCUCAUGUCUUCAGGUGAGUUUUCUUCAAUCACAGACAGUAGUACUUUGAAGGCUGUGGUGAAGUCCUUGGCACCAGCCCUGCUGGCUGAGCUUGCAAAGAAGAAAAGUAGUUCCACUUCUUCCUCAUCAAAGGCAAGCAGUAGCAGCAGUAGUUGGAAACGACCGCCUUCUCCUAAGAGAGCGGAGUACUCCAAGUCAGGCAAAACCUCCACCUCAAAGGCCUGCAGCAGUCCAAGACCCUUGACCCUUGUGAAGGAUGCCCCUGGCACAUCCUGUUUGUUGAGGCUCAUUGGAAUUCCUCAAGGGACCACAAGCAAAGAACUGACUGAUGCAAUUGAGCCUUUUGGCAAGAUCUAUACUGCCAUUCUCCUCAAGGCAAUUAAAGAGGCUUCAGUGUGUAUGGAGAGAGUGGAGGAUGCCAAAGCUUUGCUCAACUGUAAGAACCUGACAAUUCGUGGCAACGUUAUUAAAAUCUGCAUGGAGAAGGAUGCAAGAGAGGAUGAUGGGAGGAAAUCUGUUAAGAUCGAAAAACCUGUUAAGAAAAAAGAGGUGACCACAUCAACAAAACCAGCCCAAUUAGCAAAAGUAAAGAGUGCACCUCAGCCAGCAAAAGCAAAAGAGGUGACAGGUUCUAAGAUGACUCAGUUAACUAAGGCAAAACUGAUGAACCUAAAAAAGACUGUUCAAACAGCUAAAGCUAAACCCCCUGCAAAGGGUUCAGGUAAACCACAGUUGCAAAAAAAAUUGAUAAAGAAGGAAAUACCCUAGAAAAAUAUAGUUGAGAUUACAAAUCUUCCAGAGGAAGGGGUUACUGAGGAUGACCUCACCAACCUUGCUAAACCAUAUGGCUUCAUUGCAACUCCUGUCAUAGCAAUCACUCACCAAAAGGCCUAUCUGCAGAUGCCCAACACAGAGGCAGUUGAAGCAAUGGUGAAGGCCUGCUCUGAGACACCAGCUAAAUUACAAGACAGAGAGAUAACUGUUAAGAUGAUGAUGCAACCUAUUGACCUGAAUUACACUGAGUCAGUAUUCAGAGUCCUAAUGGGCAUGGAGAAAUCACCUGUAAAAAUUGUCACAUUGCCAGAACGCCUUCUCAUUGUUGGAAAUGUGCCAAAAACACUUGGGGCAAUCAAGGAAGUAGAGGCCAUAAUUCAACGCUAUGGUGCCUUCAAGAAAGUUUUGCCUCUUAAUGGCAGGAUUAUUUUUGAAAUGGAGGAUGCUACUUCUGCUAGGACUAUCUUCACUCGCUUCCUCAAGUUUCGUUGUGUGGUCCAUAACAGUACCCUUAGCUUCAAACUAGCCAAACCAGUCAAGUUUAAAAAGAAGACGGAUGCAAAAGGAGCAAAUCCUCCUGGUACAAAUGCAGUGACAGUAAAAAAACCCAAUACUUUCAAAGUCAAAAGGUCCACCUGUCACAAAGACACAGCCCCAAAAACGAAUGCUACUGUUGAGGCUAAAGAUAGUGAAGUAAGUUUGAAAGAAAGUAUUGAUGAAAUGAUGAAUGCUGAUACAGCUGCAACUACAGUUACUGCAGUUCCCAAAGACAUUUCAGUUGACGGAUCUGCUAAUGCAGAAACAACUGCUUCUGAGAAUAAAGCAGUGAAGGAUACCCAAGCUGUUAAUGAAAAUGCUGUGGAGACCCUUGAAAUUGAAUCUGUGAUAAAAGAGCAUGAAGCUACAUCUUCAGUUUCCACGGCUGAAUCUAAGAUUGAGAACAAGGAGCUUGAGGUUGAAUCCUCUGUUCCCUCUUUAGAAUCUGCCAUUUCAGCUGAGUCUGGGAAAGCAGAGCUUAAAGAUGAAUCAUCAGUCUCUGCGGAAUCUGCUGCUUUAACUGAAUCUCCAAACACAGAGCAUGAAGAUGGAUCCUCAGUUCCUGCUUCAGAAUCUGGAAAAACUGAACUUGAAGUUCCUUCGGCUAUUUCCAUUUUAGAACCUGCCGUUUCAAUGGAGUCAACAGAAGCAGAGGAAGAAUUGGCUUCCUCAGAAACUUCCAUUGUAAUAGAAUCAACUGAUCAAACAGGGCCAUCACUUAAGAAAAAUGUUGAAAAGGCUGAAGAUGUUCCCAAAGAAUUAGUUCCUGCAUCUGUGGAAGAAAGCAAAAUUGACAAUUCAAAGUUGGAAGGUAACGAUAAUGUUGAGUCCAAUUCCGAAAUUGUUGCUUCAGCUGUUAGCAGUGAGGAAACUGCAGUAGAGGCCAUGGAGACCCUAAGUCCAGAAGAAUCUACCAAAGGCACUGAUGUCAAAGAUGAUGUUUUGGAAACCCACAAGCUCAAUAUUAAAAACGAGGGCCAAAAUAAUGACUUGGAACCAAAUGUGGAACCAACCAUACAUCCACAGUCUAGUAAUGAAAAUGUACCUGCUGAAGAGCAUGUCCCUGCAGCUGUUGAAUCUGACUCUCUUCCGACCUUUGAUCCUGCCUCUGACCUACCCACCACUUCCAAUCAAGCAGUCAGUGAUUCAUCUGUCACAGUUACAUGUGCCUCAAAUAGUCCUCAAAGGAUCGAGCCCUUCCAGAUUGACGACAAUUCUCUGGACUUUCCUCCGGUUACGCAGGAGAUUUUGAAGGCCCUUGAACUAGCUGUUCAUCAGUGUCGCUUACAGUCUUCGUUAAAACGUGCUGAAGAAGAAGCCAGACAGAGGGCCGAAAUGGAAAAGAAAGCUGCAGAGAAGAAAAUCACAAAAGGCCCGUCAAGCUCAAAGAAGCCUGCUCAGUCAACCAAGAAGACCACUCAAGCUGAGAGCAAAAAGAUUCAGACUGAGAAAGAGAAAAAGUCUCAUAACUCUGGGCCAAAGAGUAAGCUUGCGGACACUUCAUCCCCAGAAAAAGAGUCAACAUGUAGACACAGGAGCAGAGGUGAUUCUGAAGAUGAUGGCCUUAGCACAAGGCGUGGCGGGUCUUCGGGGUCCUCUUCCUCCCGGAGGAGCAGGCGGGAGUCCACUCCUCCAUCAAAGCGUUUAAGGGGGCAUGAUGCUGAUUACAGGAGUCAUAGCAAAAACUCACAGCCUUCAAGGAGUCAAUCAAAAACAAGGACACCUGAAAAGGAAAAAGAUGACGAACCGUUUCCAUUUAACAUUGAUGAGUUUGUGACCGUUGAUGAAGUAGGGGAUGACACAGAGGACACUGUGGUCUCAAAUACUGAGUCUUCAGUCAAGGAUGAGAAAAUUGAGGAUAAACCCGAUUCCCACUUCAUAGUGUCUCUUAUUACCGAGUCAGAUCCAGCUGGUGAGGCAAAACAAACUGGCAAGACUGUUGCUUCUGAGAUAGGAAAACCUGAAGUUAUUGAAUGUGCAGGUAAAAUAGAUGCCAAUAUUGAAAAAACCACAACAGCUGUAGAAGUUGUUACAUCUCCAAAGCCAGAAGAGCAAGAUUCUCAGAAAGAGAGUGCUGAUAAGCCACUGGAAACAGACAGGAUGGAAACUGCUGUUGUGAACGAGACAACAGAGCCUUUUACUAAAGCAGAAAAUGCUUCAGCAGACAUGGACAACAAUGUUGAGACUCUUCUAACUAUGAAAGAAGGCACAGGCAUUGAGACUUUGGAUGAAUUGGAACAGCCAGUUUCUUCCUCUCCUUCACAAAAGGAACUCUGCCCACCAAUGUCUGUAGAAACCUUAGAAAAAUCGGAAGAUGUCCAUCCUAAGGAGCCUGAAACCUCUGCCCCAGUGAUGGACGAUAAUGAGGCAACUGUGAUCACUGAAAUUCCACCCCAUGAUGCAAUGGUCACUCUUGAUGAGGUCAGUGAAGGUGAGGAAGAUUUUCUCGAUGAUACAAAUGAGGAACAGCAUUCGAAGGUUGAUGAUGUGCCUGAGGCACUUGUAACGGUUGAUGAGGUUGGAGAAGAUGAAACGGGGGGUGAAGAAUAUAAUUUGGACAAAGAACUUCAAGGCUUAGUUACACUGGAUGAGAUUGUUGAUGAAGAGGAGGAAUUUGAUUCAUUCAAUCCUGAGACUCUUGUAACCCUGGAUGAGGCCAAGGGUGAUGAUGAGGAGAAUGAGGAAGUGGAGCAUAGUGAAGACAGGCCUGCCACUGCAAGCACUACAACACCAACAAUACCAGAAGAGCCUGUGAAAUCACCAAGCCAAGAAGAGGAUGUUUGUGACCUUGAAGAGCUCCGCAAAAUGAACUUUGUAACUGUAGAUGAAGUAGGAGAGGAGGAAGAGGUUCAACCACCCAGCGAAGAUGUCAAAGAGGAAAAGACAGUUAAAAAGAGAGCUACAAGAGCCAAAAGAGAACACGCUAAGCUCCAGGUGAUGAGAAGAUCCACAAGAGGGAAAAGAGGAGCAACAAAGACUGCUGAGGAAGCAGAGGAGCCCGAGGCAAAUGCAGAGUGUGAACCAGAGGUAGCUGCUUCCGAAAGCCAGAGUCCUCCUGCAGCUGUCGAAUCCAUGGAUCUCGAUGUAAAGCCAGAACUGCAAAAGGCUGAAACAGUAAAAGUUCCAGAACCAUCAACUGCUGAGGUCUCUCCAAGGUCAGAAGAAGACAGGAUGAAAGCUAAAGAUGAUGACAUCUCUGCAAAGUCAGAAAGUGAUGCUGUUGACACACCGAUCUCUGACAAAAAAUCCUCAGUCAAAGAAGAGUCCAAGCAACGACGGCAGACAGAACCGACACAGGAACCAGAAGUUAAAAAGGCCCGCUCUCAUUCCACUGUGAUUGAAGACUUCACCUUGCCCCCGUUUAACCCAGACAAUCCCAUUGGGGUUGACUUUGUGGUGCCCAAGACAGGUUUCUUCUGCAGACUCUGCUCUCUGUUCUACGGCAAUGAGGAAACGGCUAAGAAAAGUCACUGUAGUAGUCUAAAGCAUUACCAGAACAUGGAGAAAUACUACAAGAAGCUGAAGUCUCAGAAGCAGGAAGGCUGCUCAACACAGACAACGCCCAGUAAUAGUUCUUCUGAAUAACUAUUAUUUUUUCCUGUCUCUCUUUUUUUUAUUAAUAUUAACAG
Puntigrus tetrazona (Sumatra barb) is the source of this 7523-nucleotide messenger RNA. RefSeq names its product zinc finger protein 638-like. The record is from RefSeq and is a predicted model, not a curated record. Gene Ontology annotation, cellular component: nucleus. Gene Ontology annotation, molecular function: RNA binding; zinc ion binding. NCBI's taxonomy places the organism in Eukaryota, Metazoa, Chordata, Actinopteri, Cypriniformes, Cyprinidae.